Cucurbita maxima (winter squash) is the source of this 1485-nucleotide messenger RNA. Its product is annotated as NAC transcription factor 25-like. Gene Ontology annotation, molecular function: DNA binding. Bases 204 to 1250 code for a protein of 348 amino acids. The record is from RefSeq and is a predicted model, not a curated record. NCBI's taxonomy places the organism in Eukaryota, Viridiplantae, Streptophyta, Magnoliopsida, Cucurbitales, Cucurbitaceae. Gene Ontology annotation, biological process: regulation of DNA-templated transcription; system development. The transcript has 3 exons.
CGAGAGAUGGCGUAAGAAUGUGUGGGAAGCAUGCCAUAUGCCUUGAUUUGAGAAAUUUGUUUUUGGUUUCACAUUGGCAUAGUUUCACAAGGGAAGCAUGACACCCAAAACAAAUAAAUUAAAGCUCCCAUAAAAUUCAUUUAUUCGCCAUCUCAAUCUCCCACCCAUCCCUUCCUUUUCUUUGUUGAAAUUGAGAUUCAGAGAUGAUGGAUCCAGAUUACAUGGAGAGCACAGAUUCAUCAUCAAACACAUCGGCUCAUCUGCAGCUGCCGCCGGGGUUCCGCUUUCACCCCACCGACGAGGAACUAGUGGUUCAUUAUCUCAAAAGGAAGCUUUCCUCUUCUCCUCUUCCAGCCCCCAUCAUCGCCGAACUCGAUUUGUACAAGUUCGAUCCAUGGGACCUCCCAAGUAAGGCGGUGUUUGGGAAGAACGAAUGGUAUUUUUUUACUCCGAGAGAGAGGAAAUACCCAAACGGGGCGAGGCCAAAUAGAGCGGCGAUUUCUGGGUAUUGGAAAGCGACUGGAACUGACAAGCCUAUUAUGACAUCUAAUGGAACUCAAAAAGUUGGCGUUAAGAAAGCUCUCGUGUUUUACGGUGGAAGGCCUCCUAAAGGUAUCAAAACCAAUUGGAUCAUGCACGAGUAUAGGCUCCUCCAUGCUGCUAAUACCAAUCUCAAGCCCCUCGAUGCCUACCCCACCAAUCGGAAGCCCUCUCUCAAGCUUGAUGAUUGGGUUUUGUGCCGAAUUUACAUGAAAAACGCUGCACAAGCAUCGACCAUCAUAGAGCGCGAAAUGGAGGAGUUAUCGAGGGCGGCAGCCGCGGCGGCGGCGAGGCUACCGAAGCUGGUGGUUGGAGGUGGACAAAAGGGUGGCAGAAACUGCUACUUGGAUGUGGUGGCGUUAUCAAGCGAAGGUGACGAGAUAAUUAAUCAUCAAACCAAUUCGAAUAUCUCGGAGUUACCUUCUUCAAGCUGCAGCUCCAAACGUGGCCUUACAUGUCAGCUUUGGAGCGGCGGCGCAACUGCAUCCAACGACGGCGGAAAGCCACUCCGGCUUGAUCUCAUGAAUAGCUACAGUGGUGGGGUGACUCCCGUAACCGAAGAAAAUACGGUCUCUUACGUGUCUCUUCUCAACCAGCUGUCAGUACAAAACGCAGCGUUUCAAACUAGGGAGCCAUUUAUUGGCUCCUUGAGCGACGGCGUUUUGAGGCAACAGUUUCAACUUCCUUCUAACAUCAACUGGAACUCUUAAUUAAUUUCAGGUAUUAUUGUAAAAUAAAUAAAUAAAUAAUUAUAUGAAAAUUUUAAAUUAGUAAUUUAGUGGAUAAAAUGUAGGAAAAUAAAAUAAAUAAAUACUCAAUUAGUGCAGGGAAUAUAAGUUGAUGUAGUAUUAAUAUUAUAGACUUUGUGAGAGUAUUAUAUGUUAUAAUUAGUGAAAUUAAAUUAAUUAAUGAAGCAUUAAAGGGAUUAUUUGUAUUUUAUCAGCU